Molecule: messenger RNA, 2626 nt
Organism: Lynx canadensis (Canada lynx)
Lineage: Eukaryota; Metazoa; Chordata; Mammalia; Carnivora; Felidae
Gene: RSAD1
Product: radical S-adenosyl methionine domain containing 1
Biological process (GO): porphyrin-containing compound biosynthetic process
Cellular component (GO): cytoplasm
Molecular function (GO): 4 iron, 4 sulfur cluster binding; coproporphyrinogen oxidase activity
Source: RefSeq, a predicted model, not a curated record
GCGGCUCUGCGCACUCCCGUGCGUCCCGGGAGCGUGUCUGCCGAUCUCUCCGCGCACCAGGCCGCUCCCCGCCGUAGCGGGCGCCAUGGUCGCUCCCGGGGCCCGGGCCCGCGGCUGGGCGGCGGCGACCAAAAUGGCCCAGAGGCGCCGCCACGCGGAGGGCGCCAAGGGACCCCGAAUCCUGAGUCCCCGAGCCUCGCGCGCGGCGCUUUAGCUGCACUGGCCGUACUGCGAGAAGCGCUGCAGCUACUGCAAUUUCAACAAGUACGUCCCCCGCGGCGUGGAGGAGGCUGCCAUGCGGAGCUGUCUGGUGACUGAGGCGCAGACGCUGCUGGGGCUCAGCGGCGUGCGGCGGGUGGACUCUGUGUUCUUUGGUGGGGGCACCCCCAGCCUGGCCAGUCCCAACACUGUGGCUGCUGUCCUGGAGGCGGUGGACCGGGCAGCCCACCUGCCUGCAGACUCCGAAGUCACAUUGGAGGCCAACCCCACUUCGGCCCCAGGCUCUAGGCUGGGCUUUGGGGCAGCAGGGAUCAACAGGUUGUCCAUUGGUCUCCAGUCCCUAGAUGACAAGGAGCUCCAGCUGCUGGGGCGGACACACACGGCCAGCGAUGCGCUUCAGACACUGGCAGAGGCCCGACGUCUCUUUCCCGGACGUGUAUCUGUGGACCUGAUGUUGGGGCUUCCGGCACAAAAGUCGGGGCCGUGGCUCCGGCAGCUGCAGGAACUGCUGGGCUACUGUGACGACCACAUCUCCCUCUACCAGCUGACCCUGGAGCGGGGCACCGCACUCUUCACCCAGGUGCAGCGGGGCACCCUUCCCGCCCCUGACCCCGAGGUGGCUGCUGAGAUGUAUCAGGAGGGACGGACGGUGCUCCGGGAGGCAGGCUUCCGCCAGUAUGAGGUCUCCAACUUCGCCCGCAAUGGGGCGCUUAGUACCCACAAUUGGACUUACUGGCAGUGCGGUCAGUACCUUGGCGUUGGGCCCGGGGCCCACGGGCGAUUUGUGCCCCAGGGGGCCGGGGGCCACACCCGGGAGGCUCGGAUCCAGACCCUGGAGCCUGACAACUGGAUGAAAGAGGUGACGCUGUUUGGCCACGGCACCCGGAAGCGCGUUCCCUUGGGCGAGCUGGAGCUGCUAGAGGAAGUUUUGGCCAUGGGGCUACGUACAGACGUGGGGAUCACUCACCAGCACUGGCAGCGGUUUGCAUCCCAGCUGAGCCUAUGGGACGUGUUUGGAUCAAGCCAGGAGGUGAAGGCCUUGCUGGUACAGGGCCUGUUGCUGCUGGAUCACAGGGGUCUUCGGUGUUCCUGGGAGGGUCUGGCUGUACUAGACUCUCUGUUGCUGACCCUCCUGCCCCGACUCCAAGAGGCCUGGCUGCAGAGCGCCCCCUCCCCUGGGCAAGGGGGAUGACCAGAUGUUUCUGUGAUCCCAGGACAGUGCCAGGUGGGCUCUGGGGGCCGGACUGACGCUCUCCACUGGCAGGUGCCGUCCCAGCUCCAGUCGGUGCCCUUCCUUGGUAUCCCCAGGGGGUAUGGCUACCAUGAGGCGCAUGAGAGGACAUUGCUGGUUUGCAAACUGGCAUUGAGUUUGCCCUCCGCUGCCAGAGAAGGAGUAAUGGUUUCUGCAAGUGCCUCUCAUUAGUGGGCUUCAAAGGAAAUCCUGGCCCCUCCAACAUAGGGCAGGACUUAGAGGGCCCGACCUGUGCGGCUGGACCCGUGCCCACAUCCAGUACAGACACCUGCUGGACUCUGAGGACAGUGGGAAAGAUCAGAGCAAGCCUUACCCUUUCUCUUUUGGCAACUGGGUUAUGUCUGGGGUCCCAGGGCCACACAGACCCUCCUGCGUCCCCGGCUCCCCUCCCCUCCCCUUCUCUCACGAGAGUGAAGGUCGCAGGGAGCUAAGCAGGGAAAGGGGAGGGGAAAAGAAUUCAGGAAAGACCCAGAGCCUGGUAAUUUUCCCCUGGCCUUUUACCUGCACAAACGAUUGCCUGGUUUUAUUUAAACAGCCCAACAAGCCCAGGGAGGGAGCCCGCCUUGACCUUCGUCAGCUCCUUUUUCUAGGUUCCUUCCCUGGAGAGUAGAAUCCUGAUUUGGGGGCUCGAGGCUUAGUCUAGAGCCGAGAUUCCUUCCCCCACUGUACAUUCCAUUUUAAAAGAUUUCAAACCUACAGGAAAGUUAAAAGGAUAGUUCAAUGUAAACUACAUAGCCUUCGUUGCAGGGUGCCUUGUACAGUCUGGAAAGAGGAAGGAUUCAUAAUGUCAUCAAGGACAUCUUCAACCUGUAAAAAAAUAAAAUAGCCAUGUUUCCAGACUUUGUGCUCACCCUGUAGAGUUUGCGAUUGCUACAUUUUGGCCACAUUUACUUUACCUUUGAAUAGCUAGCUAGCUCUUUCUUUCUUUCUUUUUCUUUGCUGCACCAUUUGAAAGAAGGGUGUAGACAUCAAACAUUUUAGCUUGUAUCUCCUAAGAAAAAGAACAUUGUCCAAUAUAGCCACAGCAAUAUCACCAACCUAAGAAAGUGUAUGUUCGUGCAAUACUGUGUGGUCCAUUUUCAAAUGUUCCCGAAUGUCUCCAAAACGUUGUAACUCUCUUUGGAAGCCGGGGGGGGGGGGGGGGGCGGGUGUCGA